UGUCACAGCAGCAGCAGCAGCUUUCUCCUGAAGAAACUCUCCGAAAAAGAGAAAACGCUCCAGAGAAAUGGCCUCCAAAGUUUCAGCUCUGCUCUUCCUGGGUAUCAUCUGCUUCCAGGUUGCAACAGCCCAGAUUGUGAUGGAUUGCUGCUUGAGCGUCAGUGAAAAACGUCUGAUUCCUAAAAACAUUGUGAGCUACAAGCUUCAGGUUGCCGGGUCGGGUUGUGACAUCAGCGCCACUGUGUUUAUGAAUAAGAAAGGCAUGAAGCUGUGUGUCGUCCCCCCUGAAGGAAACCAGUGGGUGAAAAACCUCAUCAAGACUGUGGACAGGAGACACUCUCAACACUAGAACAGAACAUGGAGAAAAGACGGAAAAACUCCUGAAAACAUCAAACUCGUGAAGUUACUCACAAGUUGUUUUGGUUCUGCACAUGUUAGUUCUAAUUUAUGGUGACAGACUUUUGUUUCCUCUUUUUUGUUUGUUUUCUUUCUGUUGAAUUUCUGACAUGUUGUACAGAAACAGAAAAACUGCCUGAACUUGCCUGAACUGUAACGACGGAAGCAGAAACGUUUAUCACUGUACUGUAUGCUGCAGGACGGUUUGUUGUGACAAAAUGUGAUUAUUUUAUUGUACAGAGUUUAAAUAAACUGUUUUAUAUAAUUUUGUACA
Messenger RNA from Xiphophorus maculatus (southern platyfish), 670 nucleotides. Its product is annotated as C-C motif chemokine 20-like. The transcript has 4 exons. Bases 68 to 349 code for a protein of 93 amino acids. The record is from RefSeq and is a predicted model, not a curated record. Gene Ontology annotation, molecular function: chemokine activity; CCR chemokine receptor binding. Gene Ontology annotation, cellular component: extracellular region. Gene Ontology annotation, biological process: lymphocyte chemotaxis; chemokine-mediated signaling pathway; positive regulation of ERK1 and ERK2 cascade. Lineage: Eukaryota; Metazoa; Chordata; Actinopteri; Cyprinodontiformes; Poeciliidae.